Branchiostoma belcheri (Belcher's lancelet) is the source of this 1154-nucleotide messenger RNA. Its product is annotated as diamine acetyltransferase 1-like. The coding region runs from base 52 to 573 and encodes 173 amino acids. The record is from RefSeq and is a predicted model, not a curated record. NCBI's taxonomy places the organism in Eukaryota, Metazoa, Chordata, Leptocardii, Amphioxiformes, Branchiostomatidae. The transcript is spliced from 6 exons. Gene Ontology annotation, molecular function: N-acetyltransferase activity.
UUCUUUCAGAUUUGGGCGGGAAGUCAUUUAACUUCCAGGUUCGCAGUAAAUAUGACAUCAGAGAACAGUGAGAAUGUUGUUAUACAUGCAGCUCGGCCUGAAGACUGCGGAGAAAUACUGCGGAUGAUAAAGGAGUUAGCAGUGUAUGAAGAGAUGCUGGAAAAAGCUACCCUGACUGAAGAAGCAUUACGAGAGGAUGCGUUUGGAGACCAUCCGUACUACCGAGCGCUCGUGGCAGAAGUGUGCUCAGAUCUAACCGACCAGCCCCGUCUGAUCGGCUAUGCCAUGUACUACUUCUGCUACUGUCCCUGGCUGGGCAGGGGCAUCUAUCUAGAGGACUUCUAUGUGGAGCCUGCAUAUAGAGGUCGAGGCAUUGGGACUUCAAUUAUGAGGGAAGUGGCAAAGAUAGGAGUAAAGCACAGAUGUAACAAGAUGCAGUUGGUCUGUCUGAACUGGAACGACAUCGCUAUCGACUUUUACAAGAAACAUGGCGCAAAGGAUGUUACUGUCGACGAAAAAUGGCACCUCUUUAGAAUGGACCUAGAAGAACUCACAGCAUUUGCUGGAGAAUAACUAAUGCUGCAUUCAAAUACCUAUGAACACCAGCAAACCUCCAAAGAUAUCUUUAAACAAUGUUUGGAGUUAGGUGUAAUGUUAAGGGUUAGGUGUAAAAGUGUAAUGAAUCUAGCUGCCGCUGCACCGCAUGCCUGCGAAGCUGGUGUGUUACACCGAGGGGCGGUUAUACCGGCUAUAGAUACAGAUACAGAUAUAGAUACAGAUACCCAGGGACACCUGAAAAACAGGUCACAGACCUGAGUGUGAUCUACUGGUAAAAUAAAAUUAAAAAAAAAAGAAAUUUUAAGAAAUGAAACACAUAGACAAACACACCCAAAACAAUACCUCUGUACCAUGAGGUAAAAGUGCAAUACUAAAUUUUUUCAUGAUAGUUCUGUCCAUUUCUCUCAGGCCGCGAACUUUUGCUACCACAAACGUAGUCUUUGUUUUUGUUUUGUAUUGAAUUACGAGCAUUUACUGUAAACAUACACAAUAGUAUAUAACUUAUCAUCAUUAUCAUCAUCAUCAUAAAUAACUUAUAAUCUUACAGAAUAGAUUUAUGGUUUAUGUGGAUUAAUUAAAAAUGUCUUCCAACCUUC